CAAUGACCGACGGUCCCUCAUAACCGGGAAUUGAUCGAAUUGGUCGCUGGAAGGACAAUCGAAAUGUCGUUCAUUCCACACUCAAACCUCGUCAGGCUGCUCUAAUUCUGGCUCUCGCCCAGAGGACAAACAAAUUUCAAAAUGAGCGAGCCUCAAGAUCCCAGAAUACGAACUAAGGCAGCGGUCAUGCAGCAUUUGCAACGACAAGCCGACGCUACAUCGCUGGAUGAUGGAGCGAGGCUUAAAGGCAAAGUUGGGAUCAUCACCGGUGCUGGGCAUCCGAAAGGUAUUGGGUAUGCAACUGCUCGACUCAUGGCUAGGCAAGGUGCCAACCACCUCUACCUCCUGGAUUAUAUCAUGGACAACCUCCCGAGUCUAGCGAAAGACCUACAGAAUGCUUUCCCCAAAACGAAAGUCACCCACGUCCAAGGUGAUGCUGGAUCCUCAAAAGUCAUCUCUGAGCUCGUCAAUAGGGUGAUGAAGGAAGAAGGACACCUCGAUUUCUUUUUUGCCAAUGCCGGUGUCAUUUCGCCUCCAAAUCCCGAGGCAGAGAGUCGAUCGGCCUUUCAGGGGAUGAAACAGGCUGUGAGGGAUUGGCACGUUUCGGAUAGGGACUUCAUGGAGGUCAUGCGGAUCAACACCUUGAGCGUAUACCUGGCUGUAAAGUACGCUUCUCCAGCCAUGGCGAAGCUGUGCCCGUCCAAAGGCAAACACAUCCCUGGAGGAUCUAUCAUCCUCACUGCCUCGGUCGCGGGUCUCAAAGCCAAUGCCGGUCCUAUUCCUUAUUCAGCAUCCAAAGCUGCCGUCGUGUCUAUCGCACAGACGUCGGCAUCAGCUCUGACAGGUCAGAACAUCCGAGUCAAUGCGAUAUGUCCAGGGUUGAUAGAUACGGAUAUGCCUAAGGGAAUCUUCUUACUAGCUGAGGCGAAGGGCGUCUCACACGAGAUUGGCAAGUAUAACCCUCUGUUGAGAGCUGGAAUCGCAUCAGAGAUUGCACCGGUCGCUGCCUUCCUAGCUUCAGACGACUCCAGCUAUAUCAACGGACAAGCUAUCCCCAUCGAUGGAGGAUUAUCUAGCUCUUUGCCGUUUGUACCUCCAAAAUUGUAGACAUGACGCUCCGAGCAGUCUGAAACCUCUAGAUCAUCAUGUAUACAUCUCUUCAGUCCC
Molecule: messenger RNA, 1167 nt
Organism: Kockovaella imperatae
Lineage: Eukaryota; Fungi; Basidiomycota; Tremellomycetes; Tremellales; Cuniculitremaceae
Exons: 8
Coding region: 142-1107 (321 amino acids)
Source: RefSeq, a predicted model, not a curated record